UUUAACAAUAUAUUCAUUUAUUUGACAAAUAAACUGUGGUAUGAUAUUUACAUAAUAACUCACAGUUAUACUAGAGCUCUUGUAUUAAAAACAACAACUACAGUCGACCCCAUGGACAGUCUAUGUCCGAGAAUGUCUGUGCCAACGACACUCUAUGUCCAUGAAUGUCUACGUUAUGUAGCAAUGUGCUAUGUUUUCAGGGUCGAGGAUGUGAUUAGACUAUUCUUCAGUCACCCGUCUGUAGAAGGGAUCUCGAUUGCAGCUUUCUGGGAUCACGAAAUCCAUCCAAAUUAUGCUCUAAUGCACGGUUAUUCAUUCACGCUAAAUGAGGCUGGCAAGCGGUACCAGCGUCUGCUCAAACAGGAUUGGAGCACUCACGUGACACGACCUCUGACGUCAGGCACUUCUUUCACUGUAAGAGGUUUUCAGGGAGACUAUACUGCCGUUGUGUAUUACAAGGGCAAGCCGGUACAGCGUUCUACAUUCACUCUGGGGAAGGCUGACAGGACCGUCACGAUUGACGUGACUUCAACUACAACAAUUCAGCUGCCACCAAUUGUUGAUCCAUUCGCACCUCAAGACGUUGACUUUGCUACAUCAAGCUUGAACCUGCAGACAAUAGGUCACGGCACGUCCACGUCACAGUCUCAACAGCUCCAGUGUGUUUCUCGAAGAUCAGCAGUGUCUGAAGUAGGAGAUGAAAAGACAGCUAGCGUCAGUUGCAACGCUGGAGAGGUUCUUACAGGGUGUUCCAGCUUUUCCACUAACAAUGACUGGCAACGAGAUGGUGAACAAGUGACUUUUUCAAAUGGGAAGGCUGUUUGCACAGCAUUCAACGGAUAUUAUUCCUCUGCAGGUGUCCAAGCAGAAGCACGAUGCUGCAGUCUCAGAACUCUUCAAUGCCGAUACAGAACUGCCGGCCCAUCAGGCACCGGAGAAAGGGAUGAGGUCAUCAUUCCCUGCGCAGAUUCUGAAUAUCCACUUGGUUGCGGUACAUGGACAUUUGAAGCUGAGUCCGCUGGUACAAUUUUCACAAGUUCCUUCUGUGUAGGACAAAAUGAUGACACUGUUGUUGGUGUCUAUGGCUUUGCUUCCUGCUGCCAGGCGACUCCAUCCCUGCACUGUAUCACCAUGUAUUCUGAAUUCAGUGGUCCUAAUGUUGGGGAUCGAGCACUACUGACUUGUCCUUCUGAAUAUUCUUUCACACUGACAGGGUGCAAUGUGCAUGCGCCAAAUGGAAGAGGUGCUGGAGCGUUUAUUGAAGCAAUCAAUGGAGUAGACACCUGUGUUGCUAUCAAUGGAUUCCCGAGAUUUGGUGGAGAGAACGGAGUCCAGGGUGUUGCUGCAUGUUGCCGAGUUGUAGUUUAA
Molecule: messenger RNA, 1368 nt
Organism: Candidula unifasciata
Lineage: Eukaryota; Metazoa; Mollusca; Gastropoda; Stylommatophora; Geomitridae
Source: the annotation of a GenBank genome assembly